This is a messenger RNA of Limanda limanda (common dab), 1883 nucleotides long. It is a transcript of the gene fbxo2, whose product is annotated as F-box protein 2. The transcript has 6 exons. Lineage: Eukaryota; Metazoa; Chordata; Actinopteri; Pleuronectiformes; Pleuronectidae. Bases 114 to 644 code for a protein of 176 amino acids. Gene Ontology annotation, biological process: SCF-dependent proteasomal ubiquitin-dependent protein catabolic process; glycoprotein catabolic process. The record is from RefSeq and is a predicted model, not a curated record. Gene Ontology annotation, cellular component: cytoplasm; SCF ubiquitin ligase complex. Gene Ontology annotation, molecular function: ubiquitin protein ligase activity.
GGUGGAACUCUGGAGAGGAGCACAAGUGUUGAUUCCUAGAAAGGGAUAGAAGAAACAGACGACUGCACUUGCUUCCACUUGGCUGUCCUUCCUUCUCUGUAUGAGCUGUAAUCAUGGCCAGAAACCUUCUGAAGAAUCCCAGUGGGGAAGAACAGCUGGAAUUCUGGGAGCUGACGGAGAACGGUGGAAACCAGUGGACGGUGGAAGACAUGCCAGGAGACUGUGGCCACGACUUCUGCAGUGAUGGAGUGACCAAGUACUUUGCCACCUCGUUUGAGCUGUGUCUGAAGAGGCAGGUGAUCGACUUGAUGGCAGAGGGUUACUCCGUCGAGCAGCUGGACGCUCAGCCUGCCGUCAACGUGGAAGACUGGUACUGUGGGAGGACAGACUGCGGCUGCACCUACCAAAUGACCGUGUCUCUGCUGGAUGAGAAUCACGAGGUCAUGCAGGAGUUUAAACCUGAGCCGGUGAUUCUCGACCCCGACAGUGACGACUGCUCGUGGAGACAGAUCAACAAUUCAUUUUCUGAGUAUGGCCCCGGACUGCGCCACAUCUCCUUUGAACAUGGAGGACAAGACGCCAAGUUCUGGAACGGCUGGUUUGGAGUGCGGGUCACUGGGAGCUCUGUUACUGUUGAAGUCUAAUUGGAAAGAAAAAGAAGAGAGGGAGGAGAAGGGAAAUAAAGAGGGAAGGGAGGCAGGGGGAUAUAUCAGGGCACAGAGUGAAGGGUUUAAGGGUUUAAGGGUUCAGGAGGACCAGCUUUGCCUUAUGCACCUACUGUAGCUUUCACCACUGCAUAGUGGCUUCAGAGAUUAUUCAGACCCCUUCACAUUUUGCACAUUUGAUUGUUUUGUAGAUUUAAUUUUAAACCAUUUUAUUUUUUUGCGAAUCAUAGAUUCCUGUAAAUUAAAAGAACUGAAAUGCCUCAUUUGCAAAAGUAGCCAGGCCCUUUGCUGUGACACUAAAUACUGUGGUCAGGUGCAGCUUUAAUUUACCUCGACUUGUGUCCAGACAUUGAAUGCACCUGUGGAUAAACUGAAUGGACUGGAUAUACUGUAAAUUGGAACAGCACAUGUGUGUCUAUAAGGUCCCACUACUCGCACUGCGUUUUAGAACAAAAACCGAGUCAAUUCCAGUGAACUCUCUGUAGACCUCCAGUGAACGUAUGGCAGAUGUUUGAGUGUUUCCAACAGCACACUGACCACAAUAAUUAUGAAAUAUGAGAAAACCUGGUGGUAUUGUCAUGUUUUGGAGGCGGUUCUUAGCAGCAGGGACACAGAGAGUGGACAGAAUAGAGGGAAUUUCACCUUUCAACACAACAGUGCCCCGGGGCAUGUAACCAAGACAACACAAGCGAUUCAGGACUUUAUCUAGGCCACAGGACUGUGGCCUAGAUAAAGUCCGAACUCAAACCCCAUAGAUUAGAACCUUUGUGGAGAGUUUUAAACAGCCCUAAAUCCAUCUGUACAAAGUCUUUCCACCAAAUUUGAAGUUGCAAUUGCGGCUAAGAUUCUUCUUAAACAUGUUUUCAUUAUAUCACUGUGGAUCAUUGAGUGUAGAUUGAUGGGUAAACAUUCAUUUUAUUAGUUUAAAAGAGUGAAAGGUCUGAAAACUCUCUGAAUCCACCUUAUGUCGCUGCUCAUGCUGUGGAAACAUGCAGCUGCUAUGAAGACUUUAGUUACUAAUCUAUGACUAUGAAUCACCACAGAGCACUGUCAUGGUGACAGCUUGGCUUUACUUACCUUAAAACUACUGCUUACAAAAUAGUCAAGAAUCCUGAUCUAUUUCUGAACUACUACCUCUGCACGGUGACAUAUGCUGGGGCUAAACCACAUGACUGGUGGUUGUAAUCAGUCAAAUAUGAAUUAAAAUAAUGAAAUAUA